Molecule: messenger RNA, 855 nt
Organism: Macadamia integrifolia
Lineage: Eukaryota; Viridiplantae; Streptophyta; Magnoliopsida; Proteales; Proteaceae
Exons: 1
Coding region: 1-855 (284 amino acids)
Source: RefSeq, a predicted model, not a curated record
AUGACCCUAAGGAAUGGCCGAGUAUUGAGAACACCUGAACAAAAUUCCCCUACAGAGGAUUUUGGGAAAGAGAUGAGUUCAGACCCAAAUCCUGAAGCUCCACAAGCUUUCAAGGAUGAUGAGAUUGAACAAGUUGGGAGAGACAGUAACCCUAAUGUUUAUAUGCCUAAAACCCCUUUCCCCUAUUGUUUAGAAUCUCAUUCUUUUUCUGCAUUUGGCAAUAAGGGGUCAAGAAUGGAAGAAGAGAUGAUGGAAUUGUUCAAACAAGUCCAGAUCAACCUUCUUCUUCUAAAUGCCAUAAAGCAAGUUCCAGCUUAUGUUAAGUUCUUGAAAGACUUAUGUACUCAAAAUCGUAAGCUAAAGACCCACAUUUCAAAAACUGUCCAUCUUACUAAGCAAGUGAGUGCAGUCCUGUCCAAUAAACUUCCCCCUAAGCUUGAUGACCCAGUAGCACCUCUCAUAUAUUGCAUCAUUGGAAACCUUCCCAUUGAGCGUGCACUCCUUGAUCUAGGGCCGAGUGUGAAUAUUUUGCCUAGCUUGGUUUGUGAUCAAUUUGGGUUUGGAGAAUUGAAGCCUACAAAGAUUAUUCUCCAACUUGCUGACCGUUCAAUUAAAGUCCCUAGAGGAUUUAUUGAUGAUGUAUUAGUUAAGGUGGAUGAACUUUAUUUUCCUGUGGAUUUCUUUGUUCUUGACAUGGAAGCACCCAGUAAUGGAAAACCACAGUCAAUAAUCUUAGGACGUCCAUUCUUGGCCACUGCCAAUGCAUGCAUCAAUUGUAGAUCAGGUGCAAUGGACAUUUCCUUUGGUAAUAAGAAGCUCCGAUUGAACAUCUUCAAUACUUCUUUAGGGCCCUAA